CGCCAUCUUGUCGUUUCCAUGGAAAAAGCGGCCUAGUCGAGACGCCGCUGCCUUCCUCUCCCCGCCCCGGGAGCGAUGGCGGAGGCGGCUUGGAACGAAGACACGGGCGCGGCGGUCUACCGAUUCCGAGACCCCAUCCGUAACCUGCGCCUCAGGGUUAAAAUUCAGCGGGUUACUUCCACUAGCCUUCUAUUACAGCAGCUACGGCAAUCUUUCUGCCAAUCAGGCCAGGAGCUCAUCGGCUUGUCAACUUUUGAGCCUUACAACUCAGCAAGUGGACCUUGUCCUGAAGAGGAGAAAGAGGAGGCUGUUAUUGGCUGGCAAGAAAAACUCUUUAGUCAAUUUGAGGUUGAUCUUUACCAGAAUCAGUCUGCCUGCCAGAGCCCACUUGACCGACAAUACCACCAGGAUAUCUUAAAAUUGGAAGAGUUGGGGGGUCGAAAGAAUAAGCGGAUCUUCACCUACAUAGACAAUGACCGCUUCACCAGCCUAGAAGAGCAUGGUCAGAAAAUGACCACUUCUGACAAGGAAGUGCCUUCGUAUUUGGCAGAAAUGAUGGCUAAUGUGAGGAGGAGAAGACAAGAACGCAGGCCAGUAGAAGGAAACAUCCUGAAAUCCCGAAUUAUCACCUGGCAGCCCUCUGAAGAAUUCAUCAGGAACAACCAUGUCCUUAAUACUCCUGUGCAGACCAUGUAUAUUAUGGGGGACCUAGGACCCCAAGGCAAGCUUGGUUGCAAGGAGUAUGAGUAUGUUCUCUGCAUGAUCAAGGUAGAUGGCAAUGGAGUCCUCACAGUCAAGCCAGAUUUUACAGGCACAAAAGGGCCUUAUAGGAUUGAGCUGGAAGGCGAGAAGCGGGAAAUGUGGAAAUUCACUUUGGAGAAUGCCUCGGCCACAGUGGGAGAGAAGGAGGAAGCACGGGAACAGCGUGUCUUCAAGGAUUUGUAUAGCCGACAUAAAGAGUACCUCAGUGGACUUGUUGGAUCUGACUUUGAGAUGACUGCUCCUGGUAUUUUCCGACUCUUUGUGAAUGGUGAAAUAGUUUCAGCCCAGGGUUACGAAUACAACAAUCUAUACAUACAUUUCUUCUUGGAACUGCCCAACUGCUGGUCAUGUCCCCCAUCUCAACUACUCUCUGGAAUGACACAGACUUGCACUAGCAAAGUACAUGGCAAAGAUAGGGUGGCUUUUUUUUCCUUCCCUUUUACCCUGGAGAUGUUCUUCACCCAAGAGGAUGACUUGGAAGGCUCCCUCCCUGAGUGGCCUGUCCUAUACUUUGAGGUUCUUUCCUUGGAUUUCUGGCAUAGGUACCGUGUUGAAGGCUAUGGUUAUGUAGUGCUGCCAGCAACGCCAGGAGUUCACACUUUGUCUGUUUCUACAUGGCGUCCUGUAGAGUUGGGCACCAUUUCAGAACUACGGAGGUUUUUCAUUGGAGGAUCUCCAGAGCUUGAGGAUAUAACCUACACCAAAGUGCCAAGUACUUUCACAGGUGAUCGUCUCAGCCGUUUGGGUUUUCGUUCUGAAACAACAGGGAGUGUCACUUUCCGGCUGAACUGCCUGCAGCAGUCCAAAGCUUUUCUGGAGUCCAGCUCCAUGAAGAAACGCAUGCAGAGUGUUCUGGAUCGACUAGGAAACUUCAGUCAGCAAAGUUCCCUUUAUAAUGUUUUAGAGGCGUUCCAACGGGCUCGUCAACGGAUGCAGGAAGCCCGAGAAAGCCUUCCUCAAGAUUUGAUUCGCACUUCAGCCUCUGAAGUUCACAAUGAUGAAAGCAUCAUCAAGCAGCCUGCUGUCUUCUAAGAUGUUCUCCACCAGUGUUUCUCAGCCACCUGAAGACACAUGGACUUCAACUCUCAUAAUUCUCCAGCCAGCUCUGCGCCUGGGGUUCUCACCUCUGCUUUUGCAACUUAUGGGGGGAGUCCUGCACCUCAGUUUGAAUCUGGAGGUGGGCCAUGUGGUGCUGGGCAUAGGUGCUUGGACUGCUGUUUCUUCAAAGAAUGUGACAGAAACCUCAGUAUUUCUCCCUUUCUUCGCACAAGAUCAUGAGAUUACAAAAAAAGUUCUAUGUCUUAGGAAGGCAACCAUGUUGUACAGUAUUUUAUUUUGUCUACAUGGAUGUGUUUUUGUAUCUAAAUGUGUGUAUAUUUAAAUAUACAUAGGGAUAUAUAUAUUAGUCUCCCAAAGGGCAGCAAACUGUUUGCUUGCUGUCUGGAAAAGCCUAGAACUAGUGAAUUGUGAUUUCACUGAGCUAUGGCAGCAUUUUGAAAAUCUUGGUUUACGUAGGAAAAUACCCGGCUGAGGAGAAAUACACAUAAAGGGUUUAUGAUAAGAGAAGAAAACAUAUACUUGACCUCUAUGGGGUCUACGGGACCUCUACGGGGAGGAAACGUGUGAUGAGGGUGUGGCUAACUGAUAAGGAGUAAUUAGUCCGAAAUAGAUCUAUAUUAGUCUCCCAAAGGGCAGCAAACUGUUUGCUUGCUGUCUGGAAAAGCCUAGAACUAGUGAAUUGUGAUUUCACUGAGCUAUGGCAGCAUUUUGAAAAUCUUGGUUCACGUAGGAAAAUACCCAGCUGAGGAGAAAUACAUACAUACAUACACACACACAGACACACACACACAUAUUGUACCUGUACUCUGUUUAUAACAAAGGACAAGCAACAAUUAAAACAAUGAUAUUUCAUUAUUA
Molecule: messenger RNA, 2679 nt
Organism: Pantherophis guttatus
Lineage: Eukaryota; Metazoa; Chordata; Lepidosauria; Squamata; Colubridae
Gene: MKS1
Product: MKS transition zone complex subunit 1
Biological process (GO): cilium assembly
Cellular component (GO): MKS complex
Source: RefSeq, a predicted model, not a curated record